AUGGUUCAGCUUGAAGAGAGAAAUUCGAGUUGCGAGACACUCCACAAGGGCGACUCCGACCUCAACGAGUCAGUCGAUUUCCUGCUUCAGCUAUCGACACAGGCGGCCUGGAAACGAGAGAAACGAUUUCGGUUGUUUGCUUCAUUCUGGUUUGCGACCACCGUCAUUUUCGCUACGUUAUCAGCGUAUCUUUACGCUCAAGUCCAUUUUCAAGGUCGCUUCGGCUCGUUUCAGUCAGGAUAUAGGACUGAGCUAGGUGAGCGAAUGCACUAUCGUCAUACUGGAGAAAGGAAAGAACACUCAUGGAGAUUAGAACCGGCAAAGCAUCUUAUUGAGGUGGAGGAAAAAUGGUUUGAGGCUAGCCCGGCAUUCCUUGACGACGGGUUCGAAUACAUACCUGAGCGUGAGGAUGGCACGCAAAGGCUCAAAUAUGUCGGGGAGCCAAGCAAAGAGAUUGAUCACAACUGGGAGCAACUGCAUUGGGGUCGAUUCUUUCUUCUAUCUGAGGAGGAGGCUCGGGCUGCAUGGGGUCCCGACUACACGAAGUACUGGGCGCCAAGGGAAGGAGGAUACGUUGCCGCACUCGAGGUUAUGCAUACAGUUCACUGUCUUGUAAGUGCCAGAAGUGAGAAAAGAAGCGUGAUAUCACCAUCUAACGCCACAAAGGACCACAUACGCCAGGCGUUUUGGCCGGAGAUCUACCCGAUUAAAAACCCUAUACAUGGAGCAAAGCACCGAGACCAUUGCAUUGAGCAUUUGCGACAAAUGACAUUGUGCAAUGCCGAUCUUACGCCCAUUCCUUCUAUUUAUUUCAUCGGAGUGGAAGACAAUUACAUAAACUCGGACCGUCCGCAUACAUGCCGCAACUUUCAAAAGAUCAGAGAUUGGGUAUCUGAGAGAUUCAACGGUACCUCGCGGGUGGCGCCAUAUCCGGGUACGGUCUGGAGUGACGAAUGGAUCAAUACGGACCGGCCACACACCAAAAAGUAG
Messenger RNA from Colletotrichum destructivum, 990 nucleotides. RefSeq names its product Putative mycotoxin biosynthesis protein UstYa. Bases 1 to 990 code for a protein of 329 amino acids. The transcript is spliced from 3 exons. The record is from RefSeq and is a predicted model, not a curated record. Gene Ontology annotation, biological process: mycotoxin biosynthetic process. NCBI's taxonomy places the organism in Eukaryota, Fungi, Ascomycota, Sordariomycetes, Glomerellales, Glomerellaceae.